GCAAAAGCAAGGUCUUGUAAUGCGAAGAUUUCCGCGUCCGCUUCACACGCACUCCCCUCUGCGCGGCGACAGCUGCGCCCGAUCGUCUCUCUGAGAAACGGGCGACGCUGGUUAGGGGGUGAGUCGGGUCGACUUUCACGAGGAACGCGUCGAGAGGCACUAGGGUUAUCGUUCGUCGAGCAGUGAGGUGCGGAUUAGUCGCGUGCGCGAGGCUAAGUGCUCCGGAGGUGUGUCGUGUGUCUCAACCUGUGCUCCGCGUUGCGUUGUGAAAGUUCUCUCUGAGAAUAAGUGAAAUCUUGUUCUCUAGUGUUUCUGAAUUUCAAUUAUCAAGCAGCAAAGCUAGAAGAAAUUUGGAACCGCUCAAGCUCUAGCCAGCAAGCAGGUGUCUCGGCGUGCCGCCGCCCCUCCGAUGGCCGUGGUUGGCACACGCAGCUCCCGGCAGUGCAUGAUGGCGUUCCACGCAGUGAACGGGCCCCACAACGCCAUCCUGGCCGCCGCGCAGCCCACCUUCUCGUCAGUGGUGCCCACGGACGCGCAGCCCGACAGGCCCAUCGGCUACGGCGCGUUCGGUGUCGUCUGGGCCGUCACAGACCCACGAGACGGCAAACGAGUGGCGCUGAAGAAAAUGCCUAACGUCUUCCAGACCCUGGUUUCUGCCAAGCGCGUCUUCAGAGAGCUCAAGAUGCUCUGCUUCUUCAAACACGACAACGUUCUCUCGGCGUUGGACAUCCUGCAGCCUCCACACGUGGACUUCUUCCAGGAAAUAUACGUUGUGACGGAGCUGAUGCAGAGCGAUCUCCACAAGAUCAUCGUGUCGCCACAGCACCUGUCGGCAGACCACGUCAAAGUCUUCCUCUACCAAAUCCUCCGAGGCCUCAAGUACCUGCACUCGGCUAAGAUCCUGCACAGAGAUAUCAAGCCCGGCAACCUAUUGGUCAACUCAAACUGUGUCCUAAAGAUCUGCGACUUCGGCCUGGCCCGUGUGGAGGAACCGAACCGGCGCCGCCACAUGACCCAGGAGGUGGUCACGCAGUACUACCGCGCCCCGGAGAUCCUCAUGGGCGCCACACACUACGACGCCGCCGUCGACAUGUGGUCGGUCGGCUGCAUAUUCGCAGAGCUGCUCGGAAGGAGAAUCCUCUUCCAGGCGUCUACACCGAUCCAGCAGCUGGAGCUGAUCACCGACCUACUGGGCUCACCUAGUGCCGAGGAUAUGUCCACCGUGUGCCAGGGAGCGCGCCAGCACAUGAUGCGCCGCCCCUACAAGCCGGCCGCGCUUCAUGUGCUCUACAGUCUCUCCAGUCAGACGAGUCCCGAUGCCGUCCACCUCCUGGCUCAGAUGCUCGCCUUCAGUCCAGCGAAGCGUCUGCGCGUGACGGACGCGCUGAGCCACCCGUACCUGGACGAGGGCCGGCUGCGCUACCACGCCUGUAUGUGCCGCUGCUGCUGGUCGGCCGGCGGCCAGCCCCGUCAGUACACACAGGAUUACGAGCCGAGCGCGCACCAGGCGUUCGACGAUACCUGGGAGCGCGAGCUGACGUCGGUCGUCCAGGUUAAAGACCGGAUGCGGAAGUUCAUCGUGAACCACAUGAGUCCCGAGAAGGUGCCGCUGUGUAUCAACCCGCAGUCGGCGGCGUACAGGAGCUUCGCCAGCUCGACCGUAGCGCAUCCCAGUGAGCUGCCGCCCUCGCCUCACCAAUGGGAGGCGUGACGCCAGCGCUGACUAGGGCGCGCUCCGGCGAGCGGGCAUUCUCAGCUAUCGACUGCCGACUCGUCCGCUGCCGCUGGCCGCGCCCGCUGACGGCACUCCGCGGCGGCGGCGGCGCGCGCGCGGCCGGCACGCGACUUGAUCUCACAUGCCACACAGCCGGGCCGCGUCGCGCGCACGAUCUCUGCGCGACUGGACGCGAUGUCUCUGCGCGACUGGACGCGUCAUGGAGGACACAAUAGACCGCGAGGGACACAGAGUGGGAGUGCGAGGGACGGAGGGAGAGAGUUGGUGUGGGAGGGAGGGAGAGCGAGCGCCGCCCAUUUCUCCGAGACCGGGACCAGAGUGGCGCCCGCCGGUGGCCGGCCGUCGGGCGCGGGUGUCAGUGGUUUGUGUGUGGUGAAUGUGUGCCUGGAGCGUGCGCGUGUGUAGGCGGCUGUGCGCGAGCGAUCGGCGCUCGGCGUGUGUGACUGGCGUGUGUCUGUCUUUCACUGGUGUAGCAGCUCCCUGCGGCGCGGUGGUCUCUCUCAUAUCAGUCGGUAUCUAGUCGGGCCGACGGCGGUGGCGGCGGCAGCGACCGGACGCCUUACCUCAGCGCCCGUCUGCUCUGUUCGCGGGCGGGCCGGCGCUCCUCAUCUGUACAUAGAUCGACGGCGCGGCGGCGCCGGUCGGCCGGCCGGCCAGACGCGGCCGCCGACCUGCCUCCGCCGCCGCCGCCGCCGCUGCUGUCUCCUCCGCUGUGCUCUGUAGUGCAUCUUUGUCCUAUGUCUCGUGUUUGUACUAUUUUAGUGCGAGCCCCAGCCGCUCGGGUGGCGCCGGUUUUAGCUGAUUGGGAGGCUCGCUCGCGUGCUCUCGGCGGUAUGUACUGGACGUGUCGUAUGGUCGGCUCCGGGUCGGUCGCCCUGCCGCGCGGCGACCAGGCUCCCGGCCGUCCCAACCGCCUCUUCCUCGUCCGACCCAAGUGCGACUUUCACAAUGUCUGUGAUGUAAUUUACAAUCAAAUGCUGCACAUUGUGUGUAUACCGCUUUUAGGUGCGCUGGACGGAGGCGAUUCUCCCGCGGUGACUGCGAAUGAAAUGCUCAAAAAUGACAGGCGGUUUUAAAGGCAGACGGGGCGCACUUGGCACGCGACUGAUGGCGCGGCGGGCGUUAUUUCACUUAGAAGACCACUAAGUGAUACCAGAAUAUACUGACUAAUUGAAGCACUGUGACCCUCAUCGAAUGUAAAACAUGUAUAUUAAUACACUUUUGUAUCGCCGAAA
Amphibalanus amphitrite is the source of this 2970-nucleotide messenger RNA. RefSeq names its product serine/threonine-protein kinase NLK-like. Gene Ontology annotation, biological process: protein phosphorylation; intracellular signal transduction. The transcript is spliced from 10 exons. Gene Ontology annotation, cellular component: cytoplasm; nucleus. NCBI's taxonomy places the organism in Eukaryota, Metazoa, Arthropoda, Thecostraca, Balanomorpha, Balanidae. The coding region runs from base 410 to 1711 and encodes 433 amino acids. The record is from RefSeq and is a predicted model, not a curated record. Gene Ontology annotation, molecular function: MAP kinase activity; ATP binding.